AUGGAUGAUAUCAGUCUCCUUGCACCCACAUCCAUUGCCAUUGCGGAAAGAAGGUGCUUCAUUGAAAACAAGGAGAUCCAGAGAGGGCCUAGUGGUUACAACACGGAUGCUGACAACUGUGGUGGUGAAGAAGUAGAGGAGGAGGAGGAAAGACAAGGUGGUGCCAACAAGGCUCGGGAGGAUCUUCAUGGAAAGAAGGUUGUUGAAGACGAUAAAAUGCACAAGGUUGGUAGAAAUAUUUUUGUGGUUGGAAGUUUGUGGCAAUGGAUAGUUCUUGUUGGACGUUCAAAUGAAUUUGACUAA
Messenger RNA from Dovyalis caffra, 303 nucleotides. NCBI's taxonomy places the organism in Eukaryota, Viridiplantae, Streptophyta, Magnoliopsida, Malpighiales, Salicaceae. The record is from the annotation of a GenBank genome assembly.